Messenger RNA from Arabidopsis thaliana (thale cress), 1398 nucleotides. RefSeq names its product hematological/neurological-like protein. The coding region runs from base 174 to 1160 and encodes 328 amino acids. The record is from RefSeq and is marked reviewed. The transcript is spliced from 6 exons. NCBI's taxonomy places the organism in Eukaryota, Viridiplantae, Streptophyta, Magnoliopsida, Brassicales, Brassicaceae.
GCAACGUCCACUAAAAUUUAAAACAAAAAUAAAAUCAUUUGACAGAACAUAUAAAGCGAAUAAAUAGAAAGAAAUAAUAAAUAAAAGAUUUCUCACUCACAAACGAAAUUUUCAGUUUUAGAAUUUGAAAACGUUUUGAUCAAAGAGAGUGUGAAUCAGUGAAUCAGAGAGUUAUGGAAGAGGAGAGAAACAAUCCGCAUCAUUCCACCGCCGAUCUUCUUUCUUGGUCUGAGAUCCGCCGUCCUGACUAUUCCACCGCCGCUAAUCGCUCUAACCAGCCGUCUGAUGGAAUGAACGAUGUACUUGGCGGCGGCGGUCAGAUCACUAACGCGGAAACUAAAUCACUUAAUACGAAUGUUUCGCAUAGGAAGAACUGUUCUGGGCAUAAGCUAAAAGAAAUGACUGGUAGUGACAUAUUCUCUGAUGAUGGUAAAUAUGAUCCAAAUCACCAGACAAGAAUCCAUUACCAUCAGGAUCAGCUGAGCCAGAUAUCAUUCAGCGGCGAAGAGAAUGCAACAACUCCCAUGAAUGGCAAAGAUGAUCCAAAUCACCAGACAAGAAUCCAUUACCAUCAAGAUCAGAGAAGCCAGAUAUCUUUCAGCGGUGAAGAGAAUGUGACUCCAAAGAAACCAACCACUUUAAACGAGGCUGCUAAGCAAAAGGAGUUGAGCAGGACUGUAGAAACCCAAGCAGAUUCGAAGUGUAAGAAGAAACAGAUAUCGAACACCAAGAAUAAAGCAAUGAGUGGGCAUGACAUCUUUGCAUCUCCUGAAAGCCAACCUCGCCGCUUGUUUGGUGGUGCAACACAAUCAGAAGUUAAAGGAAAUAAGAACACGGAGGAAUCUGCACCGAGGAGCUCGCGUGCAUCUGUCAAAACCUCAAACGGGCAAAGCAGCAACAGAUUGUUUAGUGAAGAACAUGUUGUGAAGUCAUCAAAGAAGAUACAUAACCAGAAGUCUCAGUUUCAGGGGCUCACAAGCAAUGGUAUCUUCAAAUCUGAUAAAAUCCCUCCUGGUUAUUCAGAGAAGAUGCAAAGCUCAGCCAAAAAGCGGGAAAUGAGCGGACACAAUAUAUUUGCAGACGGGAAGUCGGAAUAUCGGGAUUACUAUGGUGGUGCGAGGAGACCUCCUGGUGGCGAGAGCAGCAUUUCAUUGGUCUAAAAUAAGUCUUAAACCACAGACACUUUUUUUUUUUUUUUUUUUUGGUUUAAGACAGACACUCUUAAUAUGUUCAUGUUUAGGAUUUAGUUUUAAACAAAGUAGUUUGUGUUCGUGUGGUCUUUUUUUGUCUACGGUCUCAUUUAUAAUGUAGAACUUCAACACAGGCUCAUGUGUUCUCUUCUCUUUCUGUGCCUCUUUCUUCAUCUUUUAAUCAUUUGAGAAGACGAAGGCAAAAAAA